GGUAUCAUCAAAACCAAACCUGGAAAACAUUGUUAUCGACAUCGAAACUGUUAUCAAUGCUAACAGCAUCGACGAAAAACAUACAAAACCUCCCCCGCUCCUUCCAGCACAAAUCAACAGCGUCAGGAUGACGGUAUCCAAAUUAAUACGAGAAGCAACAACAAAACACCAGGACAACGCCGAAGUACGAGUAGUGAAGGAACUCAAGGAGAAACCCGUGUACUACCUAAAAGCGGACAAGGGAAACCGGGUAGUAAUCAUGGACCGGGACGAAUACGACAAGGAACUUCUUGAGAAACUCGGAAACAGGGAAAAAUAUUCACUACAACGAGGAUACACGCUAAUCGAUAUGGUCAAAAAAGUAGAGAACACCAUCAAAGAAUGUGCAGGCCUUUUGAAAUCGGUUGGGAAAACUGCAAAAUCGUUGAGAGUACCGAACCCAACUCUACCAAGGAUUAAAGCACUACCUAAAGUGCAUAAACCAGGCAACGAGAUGCGAGAAAUCAUUUCAGCAGUGGAUGCCCCAACCAGUCGGAUCGCAAAGUGGCUUGUCGAGGAAUUCAAGAGUAUGCCGAAACCCUUCCCGAGCCGUUCGAUCAUCAGUUCGCAGGUGUUCACAAAGGAGCUCUUAGAGUCGGGACCGAUAGCUGAGGAUGAAAUAAUGGUUUCCUUCGACGUAACAGCACUGUUCCCAAGCAUACCAGUAAAAAACGCAAUAGGAACUCUACGGGAUUGGCUGCAAUCACAAUACGAGGGAGAACCAUGGAGACAAAAAACGAUCCAGUAUAUAACAUUCGUCAAAUUAUGCAUGGAACAGAGCUACUUCCAGUUCAGGGAUUGCAUCUACCAACAGAGGAUGGGAGCAUCGAUGGGUAACCCACUGUCACCGUUCAUGAGCGAUGUUUAUAUGGCAGCUUUGGAACACGAACUACAAACCAAAAACCUACUACCAGAACGUUGGUGGAGAUACGUAGAUGACAUCUUCUGCAUCAUCAAAAGGGACUCACUAACAACGGUACUGGACACCAUAAACAGUGCACGCAGGAGCAUCAAUUACCUUUCUUAGACAUCCUGAUCCUAAGAGAACCAGGUUGCCCAUCUUCGUUUUCUUUCGAGAUCUACAGGAAGCCAACAAACACCAGAAGAACAAUCCCAGCCACGUCAAACCAUUCAUUCCAACAUAAGAUGGCAGCAUAUCAUUAUUUUAUACAUAGGAUGACAACUUUACCCCUCAGCGAAGCAGGAAAACAGAAAGAAUUGGAGUACAUAUUUGAAACAGCGGAAAUCAACGGUUACAGCAGAACAACUAUCCAAGCAAUCAUCGAUAAGAAGGAAAGAAAACUGCACAGAACUUCACUCACAACCCUUACGCCAUCAGCAGAGCCACUGCGAAGAGCAGCAGUAGAAUUCGACUACAGGAUAACACGCCCAUUACGACAAAAACUGGCUAAAUUUGGCAUCGAUUUAGUGUUCAGCAGUAGAAACAGCCAGUUGGAAUCCAUCUUAGGUUCAACGAAAGACCCCAUACCGACUUUAGGCAAACCCGGCAUCUACGAGGUAUCCUGCGGCCACUGUGAUAUGAGCUACAUUGGACAAACUAAGAGAUUGCUGCAAACCAGGUUGGAUGAGCAUAUACACACAUAUGUCAAAAUUGCCAUGGAGGAAAAACGGAAAGGAUUUGUCCCCCAUUUCAAGUCAGCAGUAACCGAACACAUCAUCGAGGAAAAACAUAACAUCACAGCUAGCGACGCGGUCAUCUUAAGACACAUCACUAACCCAUCGAAGCUGGCUGUCGCUGAAAGUUUGGAAAUCUUCAAGGCAGGCAACAAACGUUUACUCAACAAGGAUUCAGGUAACGGCUCAACGUGGCUGUUUAAGCUGUUACCUAUACAAGCACAAAAGAAGAACGAGGAGGUAGUACCUACAGUAACUACAAAUAUGGAUACACCAGCGAUGAACCUUCAGUCGAGAACAGAACACUGAUGAAGUCUGCAAGUAGUAGACGAAAUACGUAUCUGUCAAGAUAUUAAAAUAUAUAGCGGAAUUAAAAGGAACAACUCGUCUCUUUGUAUUCACAGUAAUGCAUUCUGCUAAAACGCUCAACCAAAC
Molecule: messenger RNA, 2109 nt
Organism: Culex pipiens pallens (northern house mosquito)
Lineage: Eukaryota; Metazoa; Arthropoda; Insecta; Diptera; Culicidae
Exons: 2
Coding region: 128-1066 (312 amino acids)
Source: RefSeq, a predicted model, not a curated record